Molecule: messenger RNA, 2319 nt
Organism: Cottoperca gobio
Lineage: Eukaryota; Metazoa; Chordata; Actinopteri; Perciformes; Bovichtidae
Product: protein NLRC3-like
Source: RefSeq, a predicted model, not a curated record
AUGGUCUUCCCCGUCGAUCUGGGUUCCCAUAAUAUGAAUGAUUUAACAGAUGAGGAGGAGGACGGCUCAGUGUCUGCAGUCCCCAGCUGUCUGUCUCUGAAGAGUGACAGGUCUAUGGAGCAACCUCUAAACUUCAGUAAUGAACCUGGACCCUCAGACACAAAAAAGAAGAGCAAAACUCCUGUUUCUGUGGAGGAGCAGCGGUCCAGCUGUGCUUUGUGUCAGGACGUCCUGAAGGAUCCAGUCUCUACCAGCUGUGGACACUGGUUCUGCAGACAGUGCAUCGCCUCAUACUGGGACCAGUCUGCUUCAUCAGGAGACCCCCCCUGUCCCCAGUGUGGAAAAAGAUCCAGAACAAGACUGCAGACAGCCAGUCAGACCAGCUGUGCACACACAGAUAGAGGUCUGCAGGAGGUUUUAGAUGAACAUAGGAUCAGUCUGAAGAGGAGAUGUGAACGUGUGACUGAAGGAAGUGAAGAAACAGUGAGUAAAACCCUCCUCAACAGGAUCUACACUGAGCUCUACAUCACAGAGGGACUGAGUGAAGAGGUUAAUACUCAACAUGAGGUGAAGCAGCUUGAGACAGCUUCCAAGAAAAAGAUCCUCCGUGACGCUCCAAUCAAGUGCCACGACAUCUUUAAAGCCUCACCUGACCAACAGGUACACAUCAGAGUCGCUCUGACGGUCGGCGUCGCUGGCGUUGGAAAAACCUUCUCAGUGCAGAAGUUCACUCUGGACUGGGCAGAGGGUUUGGAAAACCAAGAUGUCAGUCUGCUGAUUCCGCUUUCCUUCAGGGAGCUGAACUUGAUCAAAGCUGAGCAGUACAGUCUUCUCAGGCUGCUCCAUGUUUUCCAUCCAACCUUACAGAAGGUCACAGCAGAGACGCUCGCUGUCUGUAGCGUUUUGUUCAUCUUUGACGGCCUGGAUGAAAGCAGACCUUCACUGGAUUUCCACAACAAUGAGGUUGUGUCUGAUGUCACACAGCAGUCAUCAGUCAACGUGCUGUUGACAAACCUCAUCAGCGGGAAUCUGCUUCCCUCGGCUCUCGUCUGGAUAACUUCCCGACCUGCAGCAACCAAUCAGAUCCCUCCUGCACGUGUGGACAGGGUAACAGAAGUACGAGGCUUCACUGACGUCCAGAAGGAGGAGUACUUCAGGAGGAGAUUCAGUGAUGAAGAACGGUCCGGCAGAAUCAUCUCUCACAUCAAGACAUCCAGGAGCCUCCACAUCAUGUGUCUGAUCCCCGUCUUCUGCUGGAUCACUGCUACAGUUCUGGACCACAUGUUGACUACAGACCAGAGAGGAGAGCUGCCCCAGACCCUCACUGACAUGUACUCACACUUCCUGCUGGUUCAGACCAAGAGGAAGAAGCAGAAGUAUGAUGAGGGACAUGAGACGAGUCCACGGGAGCUGACGAAGGCUGACGGGAAACUUCUUCUGAAGCUGGGGAGGCUGGCGUUUGAACAUCUGGAGAAAGGAAACAUCAUGUUCUACCAAGAAGACCUGGAGCAGUGUGGUCUUGAUGCCACGGAGGCCUUGGUGUACUCAGGAGUUUGUACAGAGAUCUUCAAAAGAGAGAGUGUGAUCUUCCAGAAAACAGUCUACUGCUUUGUUCAUCUGAGCAUUCAGGAGUUUCUGGCUGCAGUCUACCUGUUCCACUGUUACAGCAAGAGGAACACAGAGGUACUGAAGGACUUCCUGGGGGAUCACUGGGAGAAUGACUCAUCCCUGGAUGUCUUCCUGUCUGAAGCCAUGAAGAAAUCCCUCACAAGUAAGAAUGGCCACCUGGACCUGUUUGUCCGCUUUCUCCACGGCCUCUCUCUGGAGUCCAACCAGAGACUCUUAGGAGGCCUGCUGGGUCAGACAGACAACAGUCUACAAAUGAUCCAGAGAGCCAUCAACACCCUGAAGGAGAUGAGGAGUGAAGAUACCUCUGCUGACAGAAGCAUCAACAUCUUCCACUGUCUGACAGAGAUGAAGGACCACUCAGUACAUCAGGAGAUCCAAGAGUUCCUGCAGUCAGAGAACAGAUCACAGAAGGAACUCUCUGAGAUCCAGUGCUCAGCUCUGGCUCACAUGCUGCAGAUGUCAGAGGAGGUUCUGGAUGAGUUGGACCUGAUGAAGUACAACACGUCAGAGGAGGGACGACGGAGACUGAUUCCAGCUGUGAGGAACUGCAGAAAGGCUGUACUUUAUGGAUGUAACAUCUCAGAGACUGAUUGUGAAGUCGUGGCCUCAGCUCUGAAGUCCAACCCCUCCCACCUGAGAGAGCUGAGUAUAACACCACUGAAGGAUUCAGAGUGAAGCUGCUGUGUGCUG